GCGUCACCCUGGGCUGAGUGAGUGAGGUUCCUGUGCUCGCGACAGGCUCUGCUGUGAUGAGGAUAUCGAGGAGAACUCAUAACCAUCUCCUCAUCUCGGGCUGGGUCAUCGCUCAUCAGGAUGUCGGACUCGGAGAUGUCCGAGUUCGCGAGUAUAGUGGAGCGCAUCGAGAGAGGCGAGGUGCCGAUGAAGAGCAUCGAGAGGGAGCUGAUCUGUCCGAUCUGUAAGGAGUUGUUCACUCAGCCGCUCAUCUUGCCCUGUCAGCACAGUGUGUGUCACCGGUGUGUUAAAGACCUGCUCCUGCCGAACCACGAGGACUCCUUCAGCACCGACGCGGGCUCGGAGAGCUCGAACCCGGGCAGCCCUCGCUCCAGAGUCCCGUCCCCGAGCACGGAGAGACUGGACCGGCUGGUGCGAUCAGCCUCACUGAGGAGGGCGUUUGGAGGGAGAGGUAGAUGCUCCAUCUCCUCUCCCGGGUGGAGGCGCUCCUCCGUCACGCCGCGCAUCACCACGUUCCCGUGUCCCGGCUGUCAGCACGACAUCGACCUCGGGGAGCGCGGGAUCAGCAUGCUCUUCAGGAACUUCACGCUGGAGAGCAUCGUGGAGCGCUACCGCCAGGCGGCCCGCGCGGCCGUGGCCAUCAUGUGCAGUGUGUGUAAGCCGCCGCUCCACGAGGCCACCAAGAGCUGCAUGGACUGCAGGACCAGCUACUGCAACGAGUGCUUCAAGCUCAACCACCCCUGGGGGACGCCCAAAGCCCAGCACGAGUACGUGGGGCCCACCACCAACUUCAGGCCCAAGGUGCUGAUGUGUCCCGAGCACGAGAUGGAGAAGGUGAACAUGUACUGUGAGGUGUGCCGGCGUCCCGUGUGUCAUCUCUGCAAACUCGGAGGAUCUCACGCUAAUCACAGAGUCACUUCCAUGAGCAGCGCCUACAAGAUCCUCAAGGAGAAGCUGUCGAAGAGUAUCCAUUACUUAAUUAGCAAAGAAGACCAAGUGAGGACUCAGAUUUCUGAACUGGAAGUGAUGAUCAAUCACACAGAGGAGAACGGGCAGCUGGCGGAGCGGCGGGCUAACGAACACUUCGAGCGGCUCUUCGAGACGCUGCAGGAGCGCCGGACUGAGAUGCUGCGGUGCGUGGAGCAGGCCAGAACCCUGCGAGUGGACCGGCUCCGGGCCCAGGUGGAGGAGUACCAGGGCAUGCUGGAGAACAGUGGGCUUGUGGGAUACGCUCAGGAGGUGCUGAAGGAGACCGAUCAGUCCUGCUUCGUCCAGACGGCCAAACUGCUGCACGUCAGGAUCCAGAAAGCCACCGAGUCCCUGAAGACCUUCCAGGCUUCGGCGACCCCGUCGUUUGAGGAGUUUGUGUUGGACACGUCGAAGGAGGAGAUCUUGCUGAAGGAGCUCAGCUUCGGUGGAGUCCCGGACCCUCCCGUGAUCGAUCUCUCUCGCUGCCGCGUGUACAACGAGGGCCUGAUCCACUGGCGUCUGGCUGAGGACUCCCUGCCCACGGAUCGCCAUGUGCUGGAGUUCAGGAGGGUGUGUGAGGAGGAGCAGGAGGAUGAAGAGUCGCGCUGGAGGGCCACGGAGUGUGUGUACGGCAGUAACACUGUGGUGUCGGAUCUGGCCCUCGACUCCCGUUACUCCUUCAGAGUGAAGAGCUUCCGUAACAGUGUGUGCAGUCCCUACAGUCCUGCGGUGACCUUCCACACGCCCCCGGCUCCAGUGUUCGGGUUCCUGUUUAACGAGAAGUGUGGCUUCAGUGCGGAGCGGCUCACGCUGAGCAAGCGCCGGGACUCGGUGGAGAGCGUCGCGGGCCUGAGCUUCCUCUUGUGUGCGGAGCGGGUCCAGACCGGGAGUUAUAUAUGCCUGGACUACAUCAUCGGGGACACGGGCAUCUCUCACGGACGCCAUUACUGGGCCUUCCGUGUGGAUCCCGACUCCUACAUGGUGAAGGUGGGAGUGGCGUCCGACUGCAAGCUCUCCGAGUGGUUCCACAACCCUCGAGACUCCAGCAGCCCGAGGUAUGACCAGGACAGCGGGCACGACAGCGGCAGCGAGGACGCGUGCUUCGAGGCGUCUCAGCCCUUCACACUGCUGACGGUGGGCAUGGGUCGACUCUUCAUCCCGAAGGCCUCGCUCGGCGCCGGGGACAUGGGCCGGGUUCUGCCCGCGCCGCAGCGGAUCGGGGUCCUCCUGGACUACGACGCCGGCCGCGUGUUCUUCUACGACGCCGACAGCAUGCGCUGCCUGUACGAGAGGGCGGUGGACUGCUCCGGCACCAUGUUCCCUGCGUUCGGGCUCCUGGGCGGCGGCUCGGUCCAUCUGGAGGAGUUCCUCACAGCCAAGCGCCUGUCCUACAUGUGAGGGUCCGGUCCGGGACCCGGCGGACUGGUGUCUGUUAGUCCUGUUGCUCUGUGUAGUGCUCCUCGUCCCUCAGUAACCGUACAUCAUGGGUCGCUGUGCAAUUAUACAAGUGAAUCUGGUCGAAGAGCCAAUCCGAUCUCGAGUGCCUUCAGUGACAUCAGCCGAGCGGACGUUUCACACACACCAUCAGGUUUCACGCAGCGCACCUUAAUACACCGAAUAUAAUGCAAAGACUCACAAUGUCACUUUCUGAACAGUGUGCACUGAUACUGUUGAUCACUGACCGUCGUUUACACACAGUUAAGGGAGCUUUAGGUCAAGAAUGACAAGCGAUAUGAUUUGAACACAAGAAUUCACUACUGAACACAUGAUUGUGCACUAUUUGUUUUUAUUGUAGCAGCACCUGCAAAUUUAGAAAUGUUUAAAAGUAAAUAAACACAUCAGUCUGUCCUAGAACAUCAUGUAGAUAUGAUGUGCGCUAUAGUUUUUGUAAUCGGGAGUGAAACGCAUGAAACACCUUUAUAUAAAUGUAGCCUGUGAAUCAAACCGGUGCUGAUCAAGCGGAACCCAAAUGUGAUUCUACGAGACAGACUUGAACACCUCACAUGUACUUACUGUAUGCACUAUAAUUGCCAAGGCAAGUGUCUUGACUGGACUAAUAUGGCCUUAUUGAAUAAUCGCGGCUCGUGGUUCAUUAGGCAGAUUACUGGCUAUAAAGGCUUCAUUAAGCAGAUUACUGGCUCUGAAGGGAUUGGACCGACUCCUGCUGGGAUAUCCGAGUGAUUCUGCUGGCUCUUCUACCUCUGACUGGAGUUUGUUCUGGUAGUUUAUGUAGUUGUGCUGCACAAGUCUUGUGAUUUUAUUCGUAUUCUUCUGAAGAGGAACCGCCAGUUUACGGAGGAAAACAUGUUGGAGAGUUUUAGCGACGUCGUACUACCCGAUUAGUGUGUUAUAUAUGGAUCACGUCCCUCUUUAUCCUUGUCAGUAAAAUCUCAUGCUAAUCAAUUAAUCAAUGAGCGCAUAUAAGGAGACUCGUCUUCUGAACACUUUAGACGGUUAGAUUGAGCUUUUACAUGUUUGUGAUCAUUUUAAUAAGUGUAUGUAUAAAAUCAGUGGUUUUUGGAGAAGGA
Molecule: messenger RNA, 3497 nt
Organism: Rhinichthys klamathensis goyatoka
Lineage: Eukaryota; Metazoa; Chordata; Actinopteri; Cypriniformes; Leuciscidae
Gene: trim36
Product: tripartite motif containing 36
Exons: 11
Coding region: 121-2367 (748 amino acids)
Molecular function (GO): protein binding; zinc ion binding
Source: RefSeq, a predicted model, not a curated record